GACCUCGACAAUCUGAAGGAGAUGGUAUAUGAGGUCAACCCGCUUAUGCUUGCAAUCACCAUGGCGGCCAUGGCAUUGCAUAUGCUGUUUGAGUUCCUGGCAUACAAGGAAGACGUGUCGUUCUGGAACAAGGAGGGCGAGUCCGAGUGGCAGGGUAUCUCGCGGUCGUCGGUCCUAAUGGGUGUAGUCAGCUCCUGGAUCGGCUUGCUGUACCUCUGGGACCAGCGCAGCACGACCAGCGUGGUUGUGCUAAUUGGCUCUGCCGUCGGUGCCGUGGUCGAGGGUUGGAAGCUGACAAGGCUCUGGAAUCUCAGCCUGUUUUCCCGCAAGCCAACGACCCGCGCCAGCACUACAAAGCCAAAGACCAGCGAGGAAAACGAAUUCGCGCGUGUCCAACGCCAAGUUGACCAGCAGACGCUCUGGUACAUGCAGCGGGUGUGCGUUCCCGCCAUGGCCGCCUAUGCGGCGUUCUCGCUGGUGUACCAGGAACACAAAUCGUAUGUGAGCUGGGGCUUGCAUGUCAGUCUCGCCACUGUGUAUGCCCUUGAGUUUAUCCAAAUGUGGCCGCAGCUGAUGAUCAACCACAAGCUGAAAUCGGUCGACAUGCUCCCGCUGACUGCCUUCCUAUAUCGCUUCCUGGUCACAUUCACUGACGACCUGUUCGCUAUGGUUGUGCCAAUGCCGCUGAUAUCGCGCAUUGGGACUUUGCGCGAUGACGUGGUCUUUUUUGUGCUUUGCUACCAG
Molecule: messenger RNA, 744 nt
Organism: Linderina pennispora
Lineage: Eukaryota; Fungi; Kickxellomycota; Kickxellomycetes; Kickxellales; Kickxellaceae
Exons: 1
Cellular component (GO): membrane; endomembrane system
Source: RefSeq, a predicted model, not a curated record